Penicillium digitatum Pd1 is the source of this 1182-nucleotide messenger RNA. Lineage: Eukaryota; Fungi; Ascomycota; Eurotiomycetes; Eurotiales; Aspergillaceae. The record is from RefSeq and is a predicted model, not a curated record.
AUGGAAGCCACUGGGGAUUUUGGGCCUGCGCCUUCAGGCAUUGACCUCGCCGAGAACCAGCAAACCCAGAUGCUGAGUGCAGUCAUUACUCUGAUGAUAGUUGGAACCGUAGCGGUUCUUUGGCGCAUGGGUAUACGCACAAAGACAUCUCCAACGAAUUUCGGUCUUGAUGACUUUUUGAUCUGUGCUGCUUUGUGGUUCGCCUAUGGCACGGGUAUAUGCGUAAUCAUCAGUGAGUACACUCGAAUCUUGAUCCACUGCAUCAUCACAACCUUCUUGACUGAUCCCUUUCUCUGCAAAGGUAUCAAAUACAAAAAUGGGUGGCACCAGCAAGCCCUCACUGACUCCGAAUUCGUCUCUCUUUGGAAGCUCCUUUUCGCACAUGUUUUCAUCUACUCGACAACGGUCACUCUGACCAAAUCCUCAAUCACUCUUUUCUAUCGUCGCAUCUUUAACCUUCGUUGGUCGUUUUACUUCGCCAUAGUCAUCAUCCUAGCCUAUUUCGUCGCUGUCGUGGUCACUUUUGCGGCCGCUUGUCGCCCCACAUCAUAUUUCUGGGAGCAAUACCUAAGCCCUACGGCUGAAGGGGCAUGUAUAGACGUUCCUCAAUUCUUCUUGGUCAAUGGCAUUGCUGCUGUCGUGAUUGAUAUCAUCAUUCUGAUUGUUCCGGCUCCUGUCAUCUGGAAAUUGCAAAUGCCAAAGUCCCAACGCGUUGCGGUUACGAGUAUCUUGCUGCUCGGUGGUGGCGUCUGCAUCGCCGGUAUCGUUCGUGUUGUUUUCUUAUACAAAAACACACAUUCCAACGAUCAAUCGUGGACGAUUGCCCCCGUGUUCAUGUGGUCUUGCGUUGAACCUUUCAUUGGAAUUGUCUGCGCCUGUCUGCCAACCUUUUUGCCCAUGUUCCGCCGCUGGUGGGCGAUUUUGGGAAUCAGGAAGGGUUCCAAUAAACAGGAGGACUACUAUGGUGCAGUGGGCUCUCAGACACGUCGCUCAAGACAACACAUGUCUGAAGAUGAAGAAGAUGGCCCUCACGGGGACGAGGUUCAGUUAACCAGCUUCCCUGGUUGGCCAUUGAACUUCUUACGGGGAAAGGGUAGCAGAGAUGAUGUACGAUUGUCCAGGUCGAAGAUUCAGAUCAAAGACGAGGUUACAAUCUCGUAUUCUAUAGAACGAGCGGUGUGA